Molecule: messenger RNA, 1846 nt
Organism: Stomoxys calcitrans (stable fly)
Lineage: Eukaryota; Metazoa; Arthropoda; Insecta; Diptera; Muscidae
Gene: Elp3
Product: elongator complex protein 3
Exons: 6
Coding region: 96-1748 (550 amino acids)
Biological process (GO): tRNA wobble base 5-methoxycarbonylmethyl-2-thiouridinylation
Cellular component (GO): cytoplasm; nucleus; elongator holoenzyme complex
Molecular function (GO): acyltransferase activity, transferring groups other than amino-acyl groups; iron-sulfur cluster binding
Source: RefSeq, a predicted model, not a curated record
AAACAAACUAUUUUGUGUUAUUUAUACACACGUGUGCAUUGUACAAUUGAAAAAUUUUAUUAAAAUACUUCAGUAAAACGCAAAACUGUCCCAAUAUGAAGCAGAAAAAGAAGUUAGGAGUUGGUUUAAGCAGGGAGGAAUGCCAAGUAAUUGUAAUUGGUGAGAUCAUUCAGGAACUUCUACAGGCUCAUGAAGAGAAGAAAGAUGUCAAUCUUAAUCGGAUGAAAUCUCGAAUCUCUUCCAAGUAUGGUUUAGAAAGCUCGCCUCGUUUAGUGGACAUUAUAGCAGCGGUGCCACAAGACGCUAAAAAGAUACUUUUGCCAAAAUUAAGGGCAAAGCCUAUAAGAACCGCUAGUGGCAUUGCUGUUGUAGCUGUUAUGUGUAAGCCACAUCGGUGUCCCCACAUCAAUAUGACCGGCAACAUUUGUGUUUAUUGCCCUGGUGGCCCAGAUAGUGACUUUGAAUAUUCUACUCAAUCGUAUACUGGCUAUGAACCCACAUCCAUGCGUGCUAUACGAGCCCGCUAUAACCCAUUCUUGCAAACACGCCAUCGUGUCGAACAACUCAAACAAUUGGGCCACUCAGUGGACAAAGUGGAAUUCAUAGUUAUGGGUGGUACGUUUAUGUGCUUGCCAGAAGAUUAUCGUGACUAUUUUAUAAGAAAUUUGCACGAUGCUCUUUCGGGUCAUACCAGUGCGAAUGUCGCUGAAGCUGUUCGUUAUUCGGAAAAGUCACGAACCAAAUGUAUAGGUAUUACAAUUGAGACAAGGCCGGAUUAUUGCUUAAAGCGUCAUAUUUCGGAUAUGUUGUCAUACGGAUGUACUCGUUUAGAAAUCGGAGUACAAUCGGUGUAUGAAGAUGUGGCCCGAGAUACUAAUCGUGGUCAUACGGUGAAGGCAGUAUGUGAAAGUUUUCAUUUGGGCAAAGAUGCAGGCUACAAAAUUGUAACGCAUAUGAUGCCAGAUUUGCCGAAUGUAGAUUUUGAAAGAGAUAUUGAACAGUUUAUAGAGUACUUUGAAAAUCCUGCUUUCCGUUCGGAUGGUUUAAAAAUUUACCCAACAUUGGUAAUACGUGGUACAGGGUUGUACGAGCUAUGGAAAACCGGUCGUUACAAGUCGUAUCCACCCUCAAUGUUGGUCGAUUUAGUGGCAAAAAUAUUGGCUUUGGUUCCGCCAUGGACUCGUGUUUAUCGUGUGCAGCGUGAUAUACCAAUGCCUCUUGUGAGCUCCGGUGUUGAGCAUGGUAAUCUCCGAGAGCUGGCUUUGGCCCGCAUGAAGGACUUGGGAACAGAAUGUCGUGAUGUCCGUACACGCGAAGUUGGCAUACAAGAAAUACAUAACAAAGUACGACCCUAUGAAAUCGAAUUAAUACGACGUGAUUAUGUGGCAAAUGGCGGUUGGGAAACAUUCCUCUCAUAUGAAGAUCCAGCGCAAGACAUUCUUGUAGGUCUGUUGCGCUUACGCAAAUGCUCACCAGAAACCUUCAGGCCCGAACUGAAGGAUGGACAAUGUUCUAUAGUUAGGGAGUUGCAUGUCUAUGGUUCGGUGGUACCAGUAAAUGCUCGAGAUCCAACCAAAUUUCAACAUCAGGGUUUUGGUAUGUUGCUGAUGGAAGAAGCAGAAAGAAUUGCCCGCGAGGAGCAUGGAAGUAUUAAGCUGGCUGUUAUUUCCGGUGUUGGUACAAGAAAUUACUAUCGUAAAAUGGGUUAUGAACUGGAUGGGCCAUAUAUGUCGAAAAAAAUUGCAUGAAGUUCGAGAUUUUGAAAAUAUUUUUAUUAUUAUGCUACUUAAAACAUAAAAUUACAUUCUCUGUAAAGUACUUUAUCAAGAAGAGAGUCGAAAAGAAA